This is a messenger RNA of Varanus komodoensis (Komodo dragon), 4461 nucleotides long. RefSeq names its product 5'-AMP-activated protein kinase subunit beta-2-like. The record is from RefSeq and is a predicted model, not a curated record. Gene Ontology annotation, biological process: signal transduction. NCBI's taxonomy places the organism in Eukaryota, Metazoa, Chordata, Lepidosauria, Squamata, Varanidae. The coding region runs from base 332 to 1741 and encodes 469 amino acids. Gene Ontology annotation, cellular component: nucleotide-activated protein kinase complex; cytoplasm; nucleus. Gene Ontology annotation, molecular function: protein kinase binding. The transcript has 7 exons.
GGCUGCCUGCCCAGGAACGGUGGCCUGUCCCUUUAAUUCCCCCCAGCUCUUUUGAUUCUUGCUGGCAUCACCUCUCUUGAGCAAUGCAUUUGGGGACUUGGGAGCAGCUGCCACCUUCACUCUGGAUUUCCUUGGCGUCUGUUUCCUUCUCUGUGUGUGUCUCCCAAGCUCACUUGAAUUUUGCUAAGUGACUUUCUAGAAAGAGUCAGCUGAUAAAACAGCAGGUUUGGCUCAGCAUCUGUAAGAAUAAGCUGAAUAUGCUACUGAAUAUUCAGAAUAACCACUUUACCACAUCUUGAUAAGUACAGCCAACUGUCUUAAAGUCAAAGUGAUGUUGGUCAGCUUUUGCCAAGUUUUGCUGCAGGAAAACUGGUCCCUGGGGAAGCACUUGAAGCGUGUGCGCUCCCUUUAUGGCCCAGUAGCCAAACUGGGGGUCUGCGGAGGCAGGUGCUGUUUGCCUGCGUGUGUGCACCCACACACAGCCCCAAAGAACUCAGAGCUCGUUCCCGCACACUCUGAUCCACAGCUUACCCCAAAGUUCUGGACCUGCUCAAUCCAGCACCUGCCCCUCCUCGGCGUGCCUGUCCUCACACCGUCCAGCCACCCAGAAUGCCUGCCCCUCCACCCUUUCCCUCUUUGUCCCUCCGGCUCUCCUACGGAAGCCCACGCUUUUUUGGAAAACGGAAAACAAAACGCUCUGUAUUACCUGCCUCAGAAGCUCUGUAUCCAGGCGAGCACCGUCCAGUUGGCCGGGGGUUCCAGGAGGGGGCUGUGCUUCCUUCUCCCUCCUCCUGGGGGGAUGCUGGGCAGGUUGCCUUUUAGCACCCCGACGUCCGGUUGCCGUAGGGCUAGAGGGCCCGGUCGUGCCCUGGGGAGUGCUAGCGUGUCCCCCACCUUCUCGUCUCGCAGUGCUGCCAUGGGGAACACCACCAGUGAGCGGGUGUCUGGGGAGCGCCACGGAUCCAAGUCUCACCGCUCCGAUGGGGCCAGCAGCACGCAUCAUGCCAAGGACCAUCCGCACAAGAUCAUGGUUGGAAGCACCGAUGACCCCAACGUCUUCAGCACCCAGGACUCCAAGCUUCCCGAGGAAAAGGACUUUGUGUCCUGGCACCACGACUUGGAUGAGUCCCUCAAGCCCACCCAGCAGGCUCGUCCCACGGUCAUCCGCUGGACGGAAGGAGGCAAGGAGGUCUUCAUCUCGGGAUCCUUCAACAACUGGAGUGCCAAGAUCCCCCUCAUUAAAAGCCACAACGACUUCGUUGCUAUUCUGGACCUUCCCGAAGGGGAGCACCAGUACAAGUUCUUUGUGGACGGCCAGUGGGUGCACGACCCCUCCGAGCCUGUGGUCACCAGUCAGAUGGGGACAAUUAACAAUAUUAUUCAUGUCAAGAAGUCUGACUUUGAAGUCUUUGAUGCUUUAAAAGUGGACUCCCUGGAAAGUUCAGAGACUUCUUGUCGAGACCUUUCUGGCUCCCCACCUGGAAUUUAUGGCCAGGAAAUGUACGCCUAUCGGCCAGAGGAGCGCUUCAAAUCCCCACCCAUCCUCCCUCCCCACCUCCUCCAGGUCAUCCUGAACAAGGACACGAACAUUUCGUGCGACCCGGCCCUCCUGCCUGAGCCCAACCAUGUGAUGCUGAACCACCUGUACGCCCUCUCCAUCAAGGACGGCGUCAUGGUGCUCAGCGCCACCCAUCGCUACAAGAAGAAGUACGUCACCACCCUGCUCUACAAGCCCAUCUGAGCCGGGUGCGGCGGACACAGGGGAGCUCCUUCGCCAGGGAAAGCCGCCUGGCGCCAGCCCACCAGGGGCUCCGGACAGGCUUCCCUUGCUCCCCGAGGACCGCUUCCUACACAGACCUUGUGUCUCUUCGUAGCACAGGCACUGGCUGCACUGACUGCUUGGGUGCGUCACCUGCUCUGCAUGGCAAAUGAGAGGCAGGCUCUCCUAGGAAGGAGACCUGCUCCGGGUGGCCUGCUGGCCUGCCCAUUCGUGGUUCUCCCCUGCCGGAGCUCUCUGGGCGUAGUGCCGCAUCCCGGCCACCGGGCCCACCUCCUUCCCUCACCUGGCCCUGCACAGUCACCUGUGCCCGCCUCCACGCCACCGUGCUUGCCCUGGUUUUUCCGUAGUGCGUGUGCCCCGGCACUUUAAAUUGGGGAGGGGAGGGAGGGAGGAGAUCUGCCUCGCUGGCCACGUGGGGCUCGGGAUGCUGCGGUGGAGUGGCAGGAAAUGUCACUCUCCUGGGCCUUUGUGCGGUUCCCGGGCGCCGGGCCUGUCGUGGGAAGCAGGUGCAGGCCCAGGCAGGCGCUGCCCCGGAGCUGCGGGGCGGCUCUCCCGUCCCGACAGCCGCUCCGUAGGCCCUCCGCAUGUGCACGGUCUCCAUGGGCCCGGCUCGGUCUGAGGCUUCCCGCUGCACUUUUGCACGGAGGCAUGGCGCCGCUCUGAGGCUGGCUACUGUGAGGCGUGUUCUCACGUCCGAAGAACAGCGCCUGCUGUGGUGCCAACGGGAGCUGGCACCGCCGACUGCCGCCCGGGGGCGAGAAGUCGCAUGGCCAGUGCCCCGGGGCACAGAUUGGGGUGUGGCUCAUGGCUGCCUUCCUCUGGCAUGGCCGGCCCAGGAUCAGGCCGCCCACCUCCCGUGUGAGCGCCGUCCUGACCGGUCGUGGCCGGGAGUGCCCUGGCCCCGUUGGUGGAGAGGCGGUCCCCGCGCCUGCCCACCCCCCUUUUGCAGUGUUCCCGGCCACUCGCUGCCCGCCCCUCUUCUCUGGCCACGCACGACAAGCCCGCCCGUUCCCUGCCGAGUGCGGGCUGGCCUCUGCCCAGGCCUGCGUGUUUGCGGGGAGUCCCGGCCCGCGUUCCGAGUCCUUCGAUGGAACAGUCGGGCGUCUUUUUCCUGCUUCGGACUUCUGCUGUGGGGGUAGGGUUAGGGGGGCUUCCUUGGAGGGGCUGCCUCCUCCCCCUCUCCCCAGCCCUGUCUCCUUUCCUCCCUGCACUGGGAGCAGCGGCCUGGGGCUCCUGCUCCCUCGGUCACACCUGGCCGGCAGAAGCUGGGCGGGGGUCCCAGGCUGCCCCCCCAGUUCCAGUCCCCGCAAGGCAGCGCUGCCGUGCCGCCCGCCUCCUGUGUCCGGCACUCCUUGCUGCACAAACGCGGCCCGGCGGGGGGAGGGCUGUGGGGGCGCUUCCAGCCUGGCUUGGAGCAGCCCUCAGCUGCCGGGGCGGACUGAGCUGGCAUUCGGGGUAGGGACCAGGCCGGGGAGCCGCUGCUGGGGCCCCGCUGAGUCAGCGGCACACACCAACCAUGGCUCCGCAGAGCUGGCAGCCAGCGCUCCCGGCGCAUUGUUAGCUGCCUCGGCUGCUCGCGAGGCGAGGCGAGGCGAGGCUUUGUGAGCCAUGCCGGCAGGGCUGCGUGGCCGACACAGAAGGUGGCCGUGGUGACGGCACUUGGAGUCGCGGCAGAUGGCUUGGUCACAGCCCCAGCCCGGGGCACUCGAUGCCCGGCCUGUGAAAAGGAAAUGCCGAGGCGCCCCAGAACGGCCUUCCACGACCUUUUCCAGGCAUGGGAACCCGCUGGGGCCGCACACGGAGUGCCGCGCGGGGUGGGAGGGGGGCUGCGCCGGCCGCAGGGGCAAGCCGAGACCAGGUUGAGCCCUGGCCGGAGCUGGCUGUGUUGGCCCUGUGGUCAGGUCAGGCAUAGGAGAGGCUGGUGCCAGGCCGAGAGCGGGGAACUUCCACUGCUGGCCACCCAGGACCCUCUCCUCCCGCACUUGGCGGGCAGCCCCCGCAGGGCUCAGUUGCGGCGGGAUGCGAGGGCUGAGGGGGAGUCGCGCCCGUGUCCUCGGGAUCGACGGGCCGUCGUGCUGCCACUUGGGGGCAUGCUGGGGCUGGAUGGAGGCCGCGUCAGGCGACUGUCCGGGGCCUGCGUGAGGCGAGGCCGGGGGGACGGAAGCAGCCCGGCAGCCCCUCCCGGCCUCAGGCCAACCCCCAGCGCUGAUCCUUGGGAACGUGGCUCAGCGGCACGGCGUGCCAGGCGCCCCAUGGGCGGCCCUGCAUCUUGCAUGGCUGCCGGCUUGUGCGACGCCUCUGGGCCACCCCGGGAGCGGGGGAGGCCCGGAGUGGCAUGGCACCCGCGUGCAGCUCUGGUGACAGGCGCGCCCACCGCCCCCAGAUGCGCCUGGCGCCACCUUUCCCGUGGGGCGGCCGCAGAGGCGGGCUGCGCAGUGGCUCGUGCUUGCUGCCGUGUGCCGGUUUUUGUGCGGCCAAAGGCUCCAGGGCACUCCAGGCACGUGGGCGCAGGACUGUCCGGUGCCCCGACAGUCCCGGUGGAGACCACCUCAUUGCAGCCCCCUCCCCGAUACCAUCGAGGGUCAGGGUCUUUGCAGGAGGCCUCAGGGCAGAUGGCUGGGCCUGCGUGAUUUGUGCUUCCUAGUUUUGUGGCUGGAAAAAAUAAACUGGUUGCUUGUUUA